AUGGUGUCUGGGUUGAGAACCGCCAGUAUCAGAAAAGAGUCACCAAACUGGAUGCUGGAGAGCGUGGAGGUUGAUCGCAUGGUUGAUGUGCCGAUCCAGGAUGACUCAGGUCCAGGUCCGGGUCCAGGUCCUGGUUCAGGUCCGACUAUAGUCAUGUCUUCAAGAGCGAAACCUCCCACUGCGCCAUCCAUUAAGAGGAAUACAAGCGCUGCUGUCAGGAAGAGUGGGUUGCUUUCUGGUGGUGGUAAUAAUUGUCCUGGUAAGAUUGACAGGACGGCCUCCACCGCCGCUAGAGGCCUUCAGAGUUUACGUUUCCUUGAUAGAACUAUUACAGGCAAGGAAAAUGAUGCCUGGAGAUCCAUUGAAAGGCGUUUUAAUCAAUUUGCAGUUAAUGGGAGGAUUUCUAAAGAAAAAUUUGGCAUAUGUGUUGGAAUGGGAGAAUCAAAGGAAUUUACUUUUGAACUAUUUGAUGCGUUAGCACGGCGUAGGCAAGUUGAUACUGAGAAUGGAAUAACCAAGGAACAAGUGAGAAUAUUUUGGGAAGACAUGACCAAGAAAGAUCUUGAUCUUCGACUUCAAAUAUUCUUUGAUAUGUGUGAUAAGAACGGCGACGGGUUGCUAUCAGAGGAGGAGGUACAAGAGGUCAUAGUCUUGAGUGCCUCUGCAAAUAAGCUCUCAAAUCUUAAAGAUAAUGCUGCAACCUACGCAGCUUUAAUUAUGGAAAAGCUAGAUCCUGACCUUAAAGGAUAUAUAGAGAUGUGGCAACUAGAAAUUCUACUAAGAGGAAUGGUCUCGGAUGAUGGCAACAAGGAGCUCGAUAGUAACCUUACAAAAGCCAUGAUUCCCCAACACUAUAGAACUACUCAUGGCAGAAUCCUUUACAAUGCCACUGAAUUUUUCUUUGACAAUUUUAAAAGAAUAUGGAUCAUCUUUUUAUUCAUAACUGCAAAUAUAGCACUCUUCAUGUGGAAAUUCGUCGAAACUCAGUCGACACCCACAUUCCAAAUUACAGGUUAUUGCGUCUGUUUUGCGAAGGGUUGUGGGGAGACUAUCAAAUUUAAUAUGGCUCUAGUUCUUUUUACAGUUUGUAGAAGAACCCUCACCACGCUUAGAUCAACAUUUCUUCAUAAAUUAAUCCCUUUUGACGACAAUUUAAACUUUCACAAGAUGAUUGCAGUGGGAAUAGCAAUUGGAAGUGCUGUACAUACAUUAUUUCAUCUCCUUUGUAAUUAUCCGAGAAUUAGUUCUUUUCCAAGAGAACAAUUCAUGGCUAUUGCUGGUCCUGCAUUAAAUUUCCAGCAACCAAGUUAUCUAGAUUUGUUGUUGACUACUGUAGGCCUGACAGGCAUAUUCACCGUGCUUAUUAUGACCUUCUCAUUCACGCUUGCAACAAGCUAUUUCCGAAAGAAUGUCGUCAAAUUACCCUGGAUUUUUCACAACUUAGCAGGAUUCAAUUCCUUCUGGUAUGCACAUCAUUUGUUGGCUUUGGCCUACGUGCUCGUAUUCAUGCACGGAUGGUUCCUCAUUUUUGACAAGCCAUGGUACCAGAAAACGACAUGGAUGUAUCUUAUUAUACCAGUCAUAUUUUAUUCUAGAGAAAGAAUCCUUUCUUCGUAUUCAGAUAACAGUCAUCGGGUGGACAUCAUUAAGGCAGUGAUAUAUACAGGAAAUGUUCUAGCCUUGUACAUGACUAAACCUUCAGCCUUCAAGUACAAAAGUGGAAUGUACCUUUUUGUCAAGUGUCCUGAUAUAUCACCUUUUGAAUGGCAUCCCUUUUCCAUCACUUCUGCCCCAGGAGAUUACUACUUGAGUGUCCACAUAAGAACCUUGGGAGACUGGACUACUGAACUUAAAGAGAGAUUUGAACAGGUCUGCGAGCCUCCGAAAGCGAAACCAAACAGCAAGGGCCUAAUGAGAAUGGAAACUAGAACGGCGGCAACUUCAAAUGAUUCAGAAUCCGAUAUUUUGUUUCCGAGAAUCCGUAUCAAGGGACCAUUUGGAGCCCCAGCUCAGGAUUACAAGAAAUAUGACAUCCUCUUACUUAUUGGGUUGGGAAUUGGAGCAACUCCAUUUAUCAGUAUUAUAAAGGAUCUCCUCAACCACAUCAAGUCAAAUGACGACCCUGUCUUCACAGAGAAUGGUUUUAAGAAGGGUCCUGAAAGAGCCUACUUCUAUUGGGUGACAAGAGAACAAGGGUCCUUUGAAUGGUUUAAAGGAGUCAUGGAUGAUAUUGCAGAUCAUGAUGUUAAUAAUAUAAUAGAAAUGCACAAUUACUUGACGAGUGUGUAUGAAGAAGGAGAUGCAAGGUCUGCGCUUAUUGGCAUGGUUCAGAAACUGCAACAUGCUAAGAAUGGAGUUGAUAUUGUUUCCCAAAGCCGGAUAAAAACGCAUUUCUCAAGACCUAAUUGGAGAAAGGUGUUCACACAAUUGGCAAAUGACCAUGACUCUUCUCGAAUAGGCGUGUUCUAUUGCGGAAGUGCUACACUUACAAAAACCCUGAAGGAGCUUUGCGCUGAAUUUACUCUAGAGACACCAACCCGAUUUGAAUUUCAUAAGGAGAAUUUCUAA
This is a messenger RNA of Pistacia vera, 2568 nucleotides long. Its product is annotated as putative respiratory burst oxidase homolog protein H. Gene Ontology annotation, molecular function: peroxidase activity; NAD(P)H oxidase H2O2-forming activity; calcium ion binding. The transcript has 14 exons. The coding region runs from base 1 to 2568 and encodes 855 amino acids. Gene Ontology annotation, cellular component: plasma membrane. Lineage: Eukaryota; Viridiplantae; Streptophyta; Magnoliopsida; Sapindales; Anacardiaceae. The record is from RefSeq and is a predicted model, not a curated record.